Pseudocercospora fijiensis CIRAD86 is the source of this 1806-nucleotide messenger RNA. RefSeq lists its product as uncharacterized. Gene Ontology annotation, biological process: proteolysis. Gene Ontology annotation, cellular component: fungal-type vacuole. The coding region runs from base 1 to 1752 and encodes 583 amino acids. The transcript has a single exon. NCBI's taxonomy places the organism in Eukaryota, Fungi, Ascomycota, Dothideomycetes, Mycosphaerellales, Mycosphaerellaceae. Gene Ontology annotation, molecular function: serine-type carboxypeptidase activity. The record is from RefSeq and is a predicted model, not a curated record.
AUGGCGUUGAAGUGGCUACUUGCUCUCGUGCUGCUGGCUGAGGCGACGGUACUCGAAAACCGUGGAGUUCCUAAUCAGCCAAAAGACGUCAAGACGAUUAAAUCUCCAAAUGGAGCGACGAUUCGAUACAAAGAGCCUGAGAUUUGCGAAACGACUCCUGGAGUGAAAUCAUACAGUGGCUACAUCGACAUUGGCGAGACUAUCCACAUUUUCUUCUGGUUCUUCGAGUCUCGACGCGAUCCAGCCAAUGAUCCGGUCACGCUCUGGCAGAACGGUGGGCCUGGAUCAGAUUCUUUAAUCGGUCUCUUCGAGGAGGUCGGUCCGUGCUAUGUAUCUAAUGAGACGUUGAAAACGCAUGUCCGUGAAUAUUCUUGGUCCAACACGAGCAAUCUUUUGUUCCUCUCGCAGCCCGUCGGUGCUGGUUUCUCCUACAGCACCAAGGUAGAAGGCUACUUGGAUGAUUACGAUUUGAUUCGACCUCAGGAGAUUGCGAACCGUACGACUGGGAAGGGACGCUUUAGAAAUUCCGUUUACACAGGCAAUGACACGUCCACACUGGCGGCAAAUACCGCUUGGGAAGUCUUGCAAGCACUGUAUGGUGCGCUACCUUCGUUGACGAACGACAAAGUCAAAUCCACAGACUUCAUCUUCUGGGCUGAAUCAUACGGAGGACAUCUGGGGCCCGCAUUCGCGAGUAAAUUCUACGAAGAAAACCAGAAAAUCGAGGAGCAGAAAUUGACUGGGCGCAAGCUCAAUUUCAAAGUCUUCGGCAUCGUCAACGGUUGGAUCGAUAUGGCAAUUCAAGCCAAGCACGUGUUUGAGUUCACACAGAACAACCCUUACGGUGCGAAGCUCCUGAAUGACACAAUCUACAACCACGGAAAAUUCAACAUGUACCGUGAAGGUGGCUGCCAGGACAACCUCAAAUAUUGUCAAGUGUAUGCUGACUAUGCCGAUGACUCUUGGAAACGCUACCAAUGUGCCGCCGCACAAUUCAUAUGCCGAAACGAUGUCGAGGGGCUUUACUACUCCUUCGGCGAAGAUAGGGGAGUCUAUGAUAUUCGAGUCUGUGGUGGCGAAGGUCUCGAUGUCCCUCCUCACUCCUGGACGCAGCUACUCGGUACCUCUGAUGUUCAAAAUGCUUUGGGCGUGGAUUUGAAUUAUACGAGUAGCGCGAACUACUUCAUCUACAACGCCUUCAGUCUCUCCGGAGACUACGCAAUGAGUUACCUCCCACAAAUCGAAAAAACGCUCUCCUACCCCGACGUCCAAAUCGCACUCGUGUACGGCGACGCAGAUUACAUCUGUGCCUGGCCUGGUGGCGAAGACGUAUCUUUGACCGCGAACUGGACGGGCACAGAAAAGUUCCGAAAAGCCGGCUACGCGAAACUCGUCGUCGAUGGCAAAGAGUAUGGUGAGGUCAGACAGUAUGGUCGGUUCUCUUUCACGAGAGUUUGGGAAAGUGGGCACGAAGUUCCCUGGUUUCAACCUAAAGCUGCGUACGCGAUUUGGAAUCGCACGAAUUAUGGUGUUGAUGUUGCGACGGGCACGAAGGAUACUAAACGCAAUAGCACUUAUUCUUCCGAAGGCCCAGGGAACAGUACGUAUACGAGGACGCUACCGCCGCUGAAUUGUUCUCAAGGUGACGGAAACAGUAAAGCUGGUAAUCCGAGGUAUGCGGGUUUGAGGCAUGGGUUGGGGAUGAUGGACUUUCCGCGAUUUGGAAGGGAAAUGCAUGUGAUAGAGCUGUGAGAAUGUCCGCUGUAUAUAUGAUGAUGAUGACGAAUGAUAAGAGGACCCCACGCC